Molecule: messenger RNA, 2188 nt
Organism: Salvia miltiorrhiza (redroot sage)
Lineage: Eukaryota; Viridiplantae; Streptophyta; Magnoliopsida; Lamiales; Lamiaceae
Product: 3-ketoacyl-CoA synthase 20-like
Exons: 2
Coding region: 356-1912 (518 amino acids)
Biological process (GO): fatty acid biosynthetic process
Cellular component (GO): membrane
Molecular function (GO): acyltransferase activity, transferring groups other than amino-acyl groups
Source: RefSeq, a predicted model, not a curated record
UAGGAUUACUUCCACAAAUAAUGAAAUUCCAGUUGGAAGGUGAUGGUUAGUAGUUAGAUUGAGCAAUUAAUGUUUGGUAUAACUAGAAAUCGUGAAUUUUCAAAACUCCAAUAUUUAUUUAUUUAAAUUAGAUAAAGGCUCCAUUUAUUUCGACAGCCAUUUCCAUUGAUAAUAGUAGUUGGCCAAAUUAGCCAUUAAAUUUUCCUAUGUCAGAAGUCAAAGAAACUCUUUAAAUACACUCAUAUAUCAUCACUUCCCAACCACAUUCAAAAACCUUCUUCUCCUCCUCCCCCAAAUCCUCACACACAAAGCACACGCACAAAACCCUAAUUUUUUCGAAUUAAAGCUCCAGAAAAUGGGGAAUGGCGAGGCGGAGGCGGCGGGGAGGAUCUCGGUGGACGCGGAGGCGGCUGGAGGGAGAAACAACCUCCCAAACUUCCUCCAAUCGGUGAAGCUGAAAUACGUGAAGCUCGGCUACCACUACACGAUCUCGCACGCGAUGUACCUCCUCCUCCUCCCGAUCCUCGCGAUCGCCGCCGUCAACCUCUCCGCCGUGACCGCCGCGGACCUGAUCCUCCUCUACGAGCAGCUGCGCUUCAACCUCGUCGCCGUCGUGGCGUGCUCGACGCUGAUGGUCUUCCUCGGCACGCUCUACUUCAUGACGCGGCCGCGGAGGGUCUACCUCGUGGACUUCGCCUGCUACAAGCCCGACGCGAAGGUGAUGUGCAGCAAGGAGAUCUUCAUGGAGCGGUCGCGGCAGGCGGAGAGCUUCACGGAGGAGAAUCUCGGCUUCCAGAAGAAGAUUCUGGAGCGGUCGGGGCUGGGGCAGAAGACGUACUUCCCCGAGGCGCUGAUGCGCGUGCCGGCGGAGCCGUCGAUGGCGGAGGCCAGGAAGGAGGCGGAGAUGGUGAUGUUCGGCGCCAUCGACGAGCUGCUGGCGAAGACCGGCGUGAAGGCGAAGGAUAUAGGGAUCCUUGUGGUGAACUGUAGCCUGUUCAAUCCGACGCCGUCGCUCUCCGCCAUGGUUGUGAAUCGGUACAAGCUGAGGGGGAAUGUCUUGAGCUAUAAUCUCGGCGGGAUGGGCUGCAGCGCCGGCUUGAUCUCCAUUGAUCUUGCUAAACAGCUCUUGCAGGUGCACCCGAACUCGCACGCGCUAGUGGUGAGCAUGGAGAACAUCACUUUGAACUGGUACUUCGGCAACAACCGGUCGAUGCUGGUCUCGAACUGCAUCUUCCGCAUGGGCGGCGCCGCCAUCCUCCUCUCGAACCGCCCCGCGGACCGGCGUCGCGCCAAGUACCAGCUCAUCCACACCGUCCGCACCCACAAGGGCGCGGACGACAAGAGCUACGGCUGCGUCUUCCAGGAGGAGGACGACGCCAGGCACGUGGGCGUCGCCCUCUCCAAGGACCUCAUGGCCGUGGCCGGCGAGGCCCUCAAGACCAACAUCACCACCCUGGGCCCACUCGUCCUCCCCAUGUCCGAGCAGCUCCUCUUCCUCGUCACCCUCGUCGCCCGGAAGGUCUUCAAGAUGCAGAUCAAGCCUUACAUACCGGACUUCAAGCUGGCGUUCGAGCACUUCUGCAUCCACGCCGGGGGGCGGGCGGUGCUCGACGAGCUCGAGAGGAACCUCGACCUCAGCGAGUGGCACAUGGAACCUUCGCGUAUGACCUUGUACAGGUUCGGGAACACCUCGAGCAGCUCGCUCUGGUACGAGCUGGCCUACACGGAGGCCAAGGGCCGGAUCCGGAGGGGCGACCGCACGUGGCAGAUCGCCUUCGGGUCCGGCUUCAAGUGCAACAGCGCCGUGUGGCGGGCGCUGAGGACCGUCGAUCCGGCCAAGGAGAAGAAUCCGUGGAUGGAUGAGAUUCAUGAUUUUCCGGUGGAGGUGCCUAGGGUGGCCACCAUUAAUUAGUUGAUUUGAUUCAAACAAUUUCUUGCUUUUUUUUUUUUUUUUUUGGAAUUCAUAUUAUUAGUUACUACAUUAUUUCUGGUUGUGGGAUUUGUUGAGGGGGCAUGAAGUUUGUUGCUAGAGAUCAUAGUGUUAUGAUCAUAGUUCAUGUGGAGACAUACAUUAAUUUUUUUUUCUUUUCUUGUCAAGGGGGAUAUGAAACCUUGGUAAAUGACAAGGAAAGCACCUUGAUAUGUAGAUUUGUCUAAUCUUCAAUUUAAUUAGCUCAAUUGUUGUUCA